Puccinia triticina is the source of this 570-nucleotide messenger RNA. RefSeq lists its product as uncharacterized. NCBI's taxonomy places the organism in Eukaryota, Fungi, Basidiomycota, Pucciniomycetes, Pucciniales, Pucciniaceae. The record is from RefSeq and is a predicted model, not a curated record. The transcript has a single exon. The coding region runs from base 1 to 570 and encodes 189 amino acids.
AUGUUGGACAAGAGAGCUUCAAGAGUUGAUUCGGAAGACUUAAAAUGGAGCCAAGUGUACCAUUCCCACUCAUCCCCCGCCAGUGCCACAUUACGUUUCGGCAGAAACAUCGUCAACCUCACUUUCAUUGCCAAAAGACACGAUCUCAAAAUGCGUUCCGUAGUAGCUGUUGUUGCCACACUUGCUCUUAUCCAGAGCGCUUCUGCCCUACCUACCCUCGACAAACGGACUGAUGCUCAAGCGAAACCUAAAGGUCAACUCGAGGCGAAGUAUGCGGUCACGCCCCAAACCGAGUGCUUAUUCCAUAGCAGCUACUGCAACCCUUUUUCCAACGAUUUCAACAUCAACGACUAUAUCAACCAGAGGCCCAAUUUCUGGUUCCACCCAAUCCCAGACAGAAACAUCCCGCCACCGUACCAAAUUCCGGACUGGAGCCAAUGGCCGAACUUUUACGGGCCUUCGCGUUGGCCGACCUUCCCAACCGACUGGACGAACCCACCUGGGACCACCCAGUCCUACACGCCCACGAACCAACAGCUCCCGCCGGCAUUCUUGGACGGUGUCAAUUAA